CCGACUCUGCCCAGUCGGUGGGAAUCGUGCAUUACUCAAAAUCUUUGUUUUAAAAUGAAAUACUUAAGCCAUUUAUUAGGUUAUGCCUGUUUUGGCCUUAGCAAUCAUUUCAAUGGACUACUAGUUACCAGAGGUUGGAAUGGGUGAGCUAUUUACCAUCUAUUUAUAUUUACCUUAUAAUUUGACAUGCUUUACGUCAUAUUAUAAGGCAAAUAUAGUUGGUCAAACCAAUUGUCAGUAAAUAGGAACCAAAAAAACUAUACUCAUCCUUUUGGGUACUAGUUUAAGACAAAGAUAUGAUUCUCUCUGUCUAUAUUUGAAAUGAGACAGUCCUUUGACACACUAUAGCGCACCCUUGCCGACCUUUGACUACUACAACUACACAUUUUUAUUAUUUUCAGUUGCCAAAUGAUAUGGAAAAUGACAUGCGGUAUCAUGUGAAGGGGUCGGGUAUCACAAGUGAACAUGAAACCAGGAUGUGUUCCCAUGAAAUUUGCAUGUCAACCAGACAGAGAGCAAGUUAUUACAGGAUGUCAAUCCUCUUUGCAGUAUGGGGACCAAUUUAAAAGUCCAGUGCACAUUAAGGAGCAGACAGACGAUAUGCAGCAUUCUGACUGUCAGAUGGAGACACAGUGUGUGGAUCAAAUUAAAGAGGAGUCCUCAUGCUCAGAUGAGGAGUGCAACAUGAGUAAGGCAGUGAUGCUGGCCGGCCUGUACACAAACCACAUGCUUGAGAAGCCCUUAUGUUCGGACAGCACAGGCUAUGGUGAGAGUGAGGCAGAAAAGCUAGCUGAUGAGCUAAAGGAGGAGGCACUGUGUUCAGAUGGCAUGGAGUGUGACAUGACUGGCAUGAGCGAGUCGACCAUGCUGGCCAGUGCGGAUACUGACCAUGAUGUAAAGGAUGAGCUUGUGUCCGGAUCAGAGCAUGUGAAGGAAGAGCCUUCAUUGUCGGAGAGCGUAGAGUAUGGAAUUAGUGAGGCGGCCAUGCUGGCAGACCUGUAUACUGAUCACGUCGUAAAGGAUGAGUUAGUGCUGGGGCCGGAGCAUCCACAUCGGCCAGAUGUAUCUCUGGCAGUCCUCGACUGGGCGCUAGCUGACGAGGACGGUUGCCUGCAGGAGUCUCAGGAGCACACCUCACAGCCGGCACUGAAGGACUGCUGCGUAAGGCUCGAGCGCCUCCACUACGGAGCACCUGCCGAGCACACCAUACAAGAUACCACUCACACUGACAGUGAACCUUAUUCUGAAGAUGAAAUGUACAUUAAAGUUGACUGUGAGAGAGUGACUGAACCGGUGUGUGAUCUUUGUGGCAAGAAGUUUUCUCUAAAGUCUGAUUUAUUGAAGCAUGUCAUGACCCACAUUCACACGUCUAGUGUGGAGCAAGAAGGCAGCCGGCCUGUUGUCGCUGACUAUGUAUUUGAAGAAAAUCCGUCACCGGAGCGCGUCCUUAGUGUAGACUCUCCGCUCGCGCUCCGAGACUGCUGCGUGCGGCUCGAACACCUCCAACACCACGAGGCGCUCGCCGGCAACGACACAACACAUACUGACACGGAAUCUGAUACUGAAAACAUAUAUGCUAGAGACUGUAUCAUUAACAAUCGUACAACAACUAGUGACACAGACAAUGAUAAUGAAAAUAUAUAUGCUAGAGACUGUAAGAGAAUGUUUAUAUGCGAUCUUUGUGGCAAAAAGUUCGCUUUGAAGGCGGGUUUAAUGAAACAUGUUGUAAUCCAUAUACAUGUACCUACUAACGCCGGAUCGAUUGAGCCAAAUAAUUCACAAUACAAAGUAAGCACAAAUGUCUCGAAGGAUAACUCAGAUAUAGAUGAAUAUGUGUGUGACACUUGCAGAAAAACAUUUCACCGCAAAUAUGACUUGAUUCGUCAUGUAGAAAACACGCACACGCAAACAAGUUCUAAAAUAAUAAAAACAAAGCUAACGGUCUAUGAAUGUAAUAAAGAAGAUAAGAAAACUUAUCCUUGCGACACAUGUGGAUUACAUUUUACACAAAAAGUGUAUUUGAUUACACAUAAACGAAUUCACACAGACAAAAGGCCUUAUUCGUGUAACAUAUGUGAAAAACGUUUUAAAACUUCUGGUUGUUUGAAAAUUCAUGAACGUGUUCAUACAGGUGAAAAACCAUAUAUGUGCGAAAUAUGUAAAAAACAGUUUUCGAACAUACUGUCUUUAAAUAUUCACAAAGUUACCCACCCGGGUAUUACGUGUGAAAUUUGUAAAGAACAUUUUAGGCAAUGGGAAAAAUUUCGAAUUCAUAAGCGAACUCACACAGGCGGGACGAUAUAUACGUGCGCGCUGUGUAAUAUGAAGUUUGCAAGUGUCUGGAAAUUCAAUGCGCACAAACGAACACAUACAAACGAGAGGCCAUACGCAUGUGGAAUAUGUGGAAAGCGGUAUACACGAGCUUCCCAUUUAACGAGACAUAAUCGGUAUCACACUGGUGAAAAACCGUUCUCCUGCAAGAUGUGUGAUAAGAAAUAUUCGCAACAGGAUUCUUUGAGCAAACACAUACUAAGCCAUAUUGGAGCGAAGUCUUAUUCUUGCGAAAUCUGCAAAAAACGGUUCGCCCAAAAGGGCUAUUUCAACAAACACAUACUAAGCCAUACUGGAGCGAAGCCUUAUUCUUGCGAAAUCUGCAAAAAACGGUUCGCGCAAAAGGGCUAUUUGAACAUACACAUACUAAGCCAUAUUGGAGCGGAGCCUUAUUCUUGCGAUAUCUGCAAAAAACGGUUCGCGCAAAAAGACCAUUUGAACACACACAUACGAAGCCAUACUGGAGCGAAACCUUAUUCUUGCGAAGUCUGCAAAAAACGGUUCGCGCAAAAGGGCUAUUUGAACAUACACAUAAUAAGCCAUACUGGAGCGGAGCCUUAUUCUUGCGAUAUCUGCAAAAAACGGUUCGCGCAAAAGAGCUAUUUGAAUAGACACAUACUAAGCCAUACUGGAGCGAAGCCUUAUUCUUGCGAAAUCUGCAAAAAAAGGUUCGCGCAAAAGGGUAAUUUGAACACACACAUACGAAGCCAUACUGGAGCGAAGCCUUAUUCUUGCGAAAUGUGCAGAAAACGGUUCGCGCAAAAGGGCUAUUUGAACAUACACAUACUAAGCCAUACUGGAGCGGAGCCUUAUUCUUGCGAUAUCUGCAAAAAACGGUUCGCGCAAAAGAGCUAUUUGAACAGACACAUACUAAGCCAUACUGGAGCGAAGCCUUAUUCUUGCGAAAUCUGCAAAAAAAGGUUCGCGCAAAAGGGUAAUUUGAACACACACAUACGAAGCCAUACUGGAGCGAAGCCUUAUUCUUGCGAAAUCUGCAAAAAAAGGUUCGCGCAAAAGGGUAAUUUGAACACACACAUACGAAGCCAUACUGGAGUGAAGCCUUAUUCUUGCGAAAUAUGCAAAAAACGGUUCGCGCGAAAGAGCAGUUUGAACACACACAUACUAAGCCAUACUGGAGCGAAGCCUUAUUCUUGCGAAAUCUGCAAAAAACCGUUCGCGCAAAAGAGCAAUUUAAACACACACAUACGAAGCCAUACUGGAUCGAAGCCUUAUUCUUGGUUAAGAUCAGAUAUUUUAAGAAUUUAAAAAAUCAUAAUAUGCGAUGUACGUUAAAUGAACUUUUAGCACUCGACACGUUCGUUUAAAUGUACUCUACAUUUAAAAUAAAUUAAUUGAUA
Molecule: messenger RNA, 3689 nt
Organism: Cydia splendana
Lineage: Eukaryota; Metazoa; Arthropoda; Insecta; Lepidoptera; Tortricidae
Product: zinc finger protein 271-like
Exons: 4
Coding region: 466-3597 (1043 amino acids)
Source: RefSeq, a predicted model, not a curated record